ACACACACACACACACACCUUAAACCAAAAGUCGGCCUGCAGUGGCUGAGUUUUGCCCUCGAGGUGCGCCAGAUUUAUCAGUCGCACGCUUCAAGACUCCACUUCCUGCGCGUGGAUGUAAUUCAUAUUAAGCAAGAGGUUUCAUGUCAAGUGCAUGGAAUUAACUUGAAAGUGACUAAAUUCGUGUGCAACUGACAGUUCAGCCGCAGUUUAAUUGUUAAGUUUCGUCACUGGUGGAUAUUUAACAUCUGGAGUAUUAUAAAUUGCAUUGAUAUUUCUUGCCCUGCCGCUCGGAAACUCUUGACUCGUUCACUCAGCGCGCUGUUUUGGGGCUUUGGGCCGCAUGGACCGGAUGAGUUCGCAGCGUUAGGAGAUUGUUUGUUUGCGCGCGGCUCCAGUGACCGGUGAUGGCGGAGAUGGGCGCGCUGCUGCAGGGCGCGGAGGGCGCAGGGGCCACCAGCUCGGUCCUCUUCCUGCCGCCGCUCGCUGAGACUCUCGCGCUGCUCGGAGACCAACGAUUUCCAGCCGAGCGCCUGUCCCUCAGCACACCGGCCGAACUGGUGCACUUAAAGGGCAUCCUGAGAAGGAGACAGCUUUACUGCAGAACCGGGUUCCACCUGGAAAUCCUACCGGACGGCACAGUGCAGGGCACCAGGAAAGACCACAGCCGCUUCGGUAUUUUGGAAUUCAUAAGCCUUGCAGUUGGAUUAAUCAGCAUCCGAGGAGUGGACAGUGGCCUCUACCUGGGAAUGAAUGACAAGGGGGAACUCUAUGGCUCUGACAAACUGACAGCUGAGUGUGUCUUCCGGGAACAGUUUGAAGAAAACUGGUACAACACAUAUUCUUCCAACCUCUACAAACACGGAGAGAAAGGGGCACGCUACUAUGUGGCACUCAACAAGGAUGGAACACCACGGGAUGGGACAAAAUCAAGACGACAUCAGAAGUUCACACACUUUCUCCCCAGGCCAGUAGACCCUGAUAAAGUACCUGAACUUUACAAAGAAUUUUUAGGACACAGCUGAGACCAGCAGCUUGAUGUCUGAAGAGGAAUAGGCCUAUUAAGCCCUGUUCUAAUCAUAAAGGAACAGGGGAAAUGGAUGGGUGUCUAGUGGCCCGGGUACACCUGCCAGUGCCACAAAGAGGACAUGGGCUCUUGCUUCAGGAAGCAUAGGCCAGAAAUGAUGGUGAAGUGCUUAAUCCUGGUCAUUUUCCUAAGUUCUGUGAGCUACAGAAAGUGUCCCAGAGUCCAUGGGUCGAACAGAACCUAUUUAGCAUUUAGCUGCUGAAGAGUAAGAAGAGAAAAUGUCGUCUGAUGCUGGAAAGGACAUUUAUAUGACAAGGUUUUUUUUUGUUUCAUGCUUUUUUUUAUUGACUGGCUUUGGAGAAAACUGAAGGAACGUGUGAUGCGCUGAAACGUCAAGAUCGAAAGCUGUGGAGAACAGAACACAUAAGCAGGAUAUUAUUUAUACAGUUCACACUACAUAUAUUUAUUUUAUGUAUUUAUUUAUUUGAUAAUAUAUAUUUUUACAUCUAAAUGUAGACUUAUCUAAUUAGAUACACUUAGAAGGUGCCUUAAGCUAGCAUGAAAUCAGAUGUGUUCAUAUGAUGGAAGUGCAAAAUAUUACUUUUAUAUUGUCACUAUAAUAUAAUAAGUACACUUGUGGUUUUCCUUUUCAGAAAUAUCUAAAACGGUUGUUAUUUCUAUAUAUAUUUCAAGAAGGUCCAAAAACAAUUUCGUGUCAGUGUCAGAAUAGCAAACCAAAUGAUUGCUGGAUCCCUUUUUUUGUUUGUUUGCUUUUUAAGAUUGUUUUCCCCCAGAAUUAUGUCAUUGAUAUAUCGC
Neoarius graeffei (lesser salmon catfish) is the source of this 1843-nucleotide messenger RNA. RefSeq names its product fibroblast growth factor 20b (gene fgf20b). The transcript has 3 exons. The coding region runs from base 408 to 1025 and encodes 205 amino acids. The record is from RefSeq and is a predicted model, not a curated record. Gene Ontology annotation, cellular component: cytoplasm. Lineage: Eukaryota; Metazoa; Chordata; Actinopteri; Siluriformes; Ariidae. Gene Ontology annotation, biological process: positive regulation of gene expression; regulation of cell migration; positive regulation of protein phosphorylation. Gene Ontology annotation, molecular function: fibroblast growth factor receptor binding; growth factor activity.